AUGGAAACCUUCUGUGAUCGACACAAGCACCUUCCGUGCUACGUACCUGAGGACAAUGACUCCAUGGCUAGUAGCUACCUCUUGCUUGACGAGUAUAUGCGCUUCAUGGAUAAAGUCGAAGGCAUGAUGACGUCUAGUGGUCCUAUCUUGGAUGUUGGCGUUCCGAAGGCAAUGGAGCAGAUUGUCUUGGAUAAGAAGUCGUUCGUCGAACGCGGGGUUAUCUAUGAUUGGGGUAGGGCAGAUAUGAAGCCGGCUAAGGAACUUAGCUGCGGUACCCGUCUCAACAUGGAGGAACUGGAAUUUUAG
Messenger RNA from Alternaria arborescens, 306 nucleotides. RefSeq lists its product as hypothetical. The transcript has a single exon. Gene Ontology annotation, molecular function: 4 iron, 4 sulfur cluster binding. Bases 1 to 306 code for a protein of 101 amino acids. Lineage: Eukaryota; Fungi; Ascomycota; Dothideomycetes; Pleosporales; Pleosporaceae. The record is from RefSeq and is a predicted model, not a curated record.